AUGCUGCUGGACUUUCAGUAGAGUUUAUUGCUGAUAAUAUUAGUGAAAUAGCACAGAAGUUUCUUAAUUAUGGGAUAUCACAAGCCGUAAUUUUUCUUUCCAGAAAUAAUUCAAUAACUCUCAAUUUUGAUGAUAUUACUAAUUUUCCUACUAUUAAAAAGCCAGCUUUAGGACAAGAAAGUAAAGAUCAUGUAAUACAAGAGAGUUUUACACAAGUAUUACAACCGGAAAGUUUAGUAAGUAUUAGAAAUGAUAACAUUCAAUUCGUAGGUAAAAUAACACCCGUGAUAAAGGUCAAUACAGAUAGAUAUACUUCUCAUGCUGCUGAGAUUGGUGAUAAAGAGGGAGUAAAAGCUCUAAUAAAAAUAGAGGAAGAUAUUGAUGCAAGGGAUAAAUACGUGCGAACUCCUUUACAUUAUGCCGCUAGCACUGGAAACACAACACUACAUAACAAUGUUCAAGCCAAGAGUGUACAGCUUAAUAACCUAGGCAAUAAAAGUACUUCCACAAUAAGCGGUCAACUACAAAUAUUGACACAAGAACAUACUAUCUCUUCUGAUAAUGAGUAUGAAAAAGAUUAUCAGUUAAAAUUAUCUUCAUCGAUGAAUUCUAUCAGUGAUAAUAAGUCAAAUCCAACAUUGUCUCAAUCAUCGAAUCCUAAAGGUGAUGAAGAGCGUUCAGAAAUUAUACUAAAGAAUCAAAGCAGCUUUGGGAAUAGUGGUAGUAACUCUGCUCCUUAUUUCUCUGAAGAUAGAUCUUUACUAAAGGUUUCAGCAAGCGAUAGCAAACAAGGUAUGCAAUCAGAUUCCCAAAAUACAAAAAUGUAUGUUGUAGCUAUUUCUGCAUUUGCAAUGUCUGGAAUUGUUUCAGGAAUAGCUAUUGCAGUUUACUCAGGAAUGUUAGCGAUAGGAAUAGCAGUUGGAGUUUGUUGUCUAAUUACUGCUGCAGUCAUGUACUAUUGUAAUAGUCCUUCAAAUUUACUUAAAGAUAGCAAUACUGAAGUUGCAAUGAAUCAAGGGCAGGAACUGUAA
Messenger RNA from Cinara cedri, 1031 nucleotides. The record is from the annotation of a GenBank genome assembly. Lineage: Eukaryota; Metazoa; Arthropoda; Insecta; Hemiptera; Aphididae.